Oppiella nova is the source of this 1410-nucleotide messenger RNA. The record is from the annotation of a GenBank genome assembly. Lineage: Eukaryota; Metazoa; Arthropoda; Arachnida; Sarcoptiformes; Oppiidae.
AUGUCUUCAGCGAUGGACACCGACGCUACGCAAGUGGUGGACAACGCGACGGACAGUACAGAAGAUAAUACGACAGAUAAUACCGCAGACAAUGGUGUUGUCAAUAACGCUGACAUUAAGGAGGAGUCGCCCGAAGACGACAAUAUCAUUGGCGACGACGAAGUGGUCGAUGAAGUCAUUGAUGGCAACAAUGGCACCGAUGGCGCGGCCGAUGUUAAUGACAAUCCCGAUGGCGCAGAUGGAGAUGCGGUCGAUGAGGAGGUGCUACUCAUGGAAACUGAUUGCAAAGACAUUACCGCACAGAGCAAUGAUGCCACGAAUGGCGAUACCAUCGAUGAUACCGGCGAUGGCAAUGUGGAUGAGAGUGGCGGUGACGGCGAUGGCGAUGGCAUUAGCGCACAGCUCGACGACAAUGAGCUGAGAACCGCUGGACUUAAGACAUCUCUAAUGCUGUCGGAGGAGAAGAUCGACGGCUUGAACGCUAAGGUCUCGGAGUUGGAGUCGGAGCUCAAGAAAGUGUAUCAACACUUAAUCACAUCCAUGGACGACAAGAAGAAACUGGAGGCCAAGUGCGCGACACUUCAGGAACAGUUGGAUCGCGUGAUGUCGAAGAAGGCGGGCGCCGCCAUCAGUCAACUCCAGUCACCGCAACAGCAGCGCCAACACCAGCAACAGUCGCCCCCCAAAAGACCCGCACAAUCGGUGGCCCAGAAGAGAGCCGCCGCUGCCAUUAAACAGUCGACGCGUGUGUUCAACAACAACAACGCGAAGACCAGAGCCACGGAUCGGUUCGCGGGGAACGCCCGACCCUAUGAGGUGUCGGCCAUGAGAUACACAACAUUCGGCGACCCGUACCGCACGCCAGUGGCAGUGCCGGUGCCCUCCAUAUCCAACGCCUCUCGUCAGCCGUACGGCUACAGCAUGUCGGGCCCAAUGAUGGCUAACCCCAAGUCUGGGCCUCUCGUCAGCAGCGGACACGAGGAGAUUGAAGAGUUGUCGGCGCGACUACAGGUGCCGCCACACGUGGCCGAUAAGGCUCACCAACUCUAUGAGGACUUUUACGACAGCGUACAGGCGAUGGCCAUCGGCGUCUACUCAUCAGCGAAGACCUGCGCCCAGAAUCUGCUGUUCUGUAACACAAACCACGGAAACCUCACGCCAUUGAUUGACCAGUACUUCGAUAACAUUGUCGGCGUUAAAGAAGAUCCCAAGAGCUAUGAGACGAUCUGCAGACGGAUUAGCGCCGACCCCAAGAGUGUGCUCUACAUCACAGACAAGGCCUCCGAGGCUAACUGCGCGAAGACGGCCGGCCUGACAGCUGUGAUGAUUAAACGACCCAAUAAUAGGCCGCAAUCGGCCAUCGAGGGCGUGCAGACCAUCUCGUCGUUCAAAGACAUUAAAUUCAAUUAA